This is a messenger RNA of Anopheles coustani, 3539 nucleotides long. RefSeq names its product transcription factor cwo (gene cwo). The record is from RefSeq and is a predicted model, not a curated record. Gene Ontology annotation, molecular function: RNA polymerase II cis-regulatory region sequence-specific DNA binding; protein dimerization activity; DNA-binding transcription factor activity, RNA polymerase II-specific. Lineage: Eukaryota; Metazoa; Arthropoda; Insecta; Diptera; Culicidae. The transcript is spliced from 4 exons. The coding region runs from base 10 to 1881 and encodes 623 amino acids. Gene Ontology annotation, biological process: regulation of circadian rhythm; regulation of transcription by RNA polymerase II; anterior/posterior pattern specification. Gene Ontology annotation, cellular component: nucleus.
CACCGGAACAUGGAGGGAUACUGGGAAGCAGCUAACGGUCAUGGACCGCAUUCUUUGAAAUAUGAAAGUGAGGCAAGCGUGCCCGGCUACACGUACUGCGGCGAACCGGGGCUCAACUUUUCCACCAACAACAACACCUACAGCGAGGACGAUGCCGAUUUUCCCCCAGGACGGCGGGGCAAGACGUCACGGCAAGAUCCACUGUCACACCGGAUCAUCGAAAAGCGACGCCGGGAUCGGAUGAACUCCUGCCUGGCGGACCUUUCGCGGCUCAUCCCGCAGCAGUACAUGCGCAAAGGUCGGGGCCGCGUGGAGAAGACGGAAAUCAUCGAGAUGGCGAUCCGGCACCUGAAGAACCUGCAGAACCAGGAGUGUGGCCGGGAGACAUCGUGCGGCGAGCAGUACCGGCUCGGGUACAACGACUGCCUGACCGAGGCGGCCAAGUUUAUGCUGCGCGAGCGUGGCGAAGAGAUGUGCUACCGGAUGGUGGCGCACCUGAAGGAGCACUGCAAUGAGAUUAUGAAGGGUGAAAUGAUUAAGUCGCGAUGUGGUGUGGAGAUGGCAAACGGCGGAAGCCCCAUCUAUCUGGCGAACGGACCGAUCGGGCAGCACUUGCGCGAGAUGCUGACCUGCCCGUCGGACCUGGAGCACAGCAGCAACGACCAUCACGACGUGAAGGAUCUGAGCUUCCGCAGUGCGACCAGCAGCAGUAGCAUCAACAGCAGCAACAAUCCGCCCCAGGCCGCCGUCAUCACGUCGACGGCGCCGAGUGUGCAGCAUCUGGACACGUCGAGCAACCACUCGACGCAGGACUACGACGCCCCGUCGCCACCGCGCAUCGUCGGCGGUCUGCAGCAGGACACGAACAACAACAUCAACCACCAGCACGAGAGCGUCCUGCGUACGAUCCGGUCGCGCAAUCUCUCGGAGCACGCGUCCCCCGAGCACGAGCAUAGUCACAACAGCUACAAGUUCAAGAACUACAUUCAGCAGCGGUUCUCGCAGGAUACGCACGAGAACGGCCACUCGAUCGACCAUCUCGAUCGCAGUCCAGGGUCGGCGCACGGGGACGACCACCACCAUCACCAUCUGCAGCAGAGCCAGCCGUCGCUGCGCGCUUCCCCGAUGACAAACGGUAGCAGUACCAGCAGCGGAAGUCUCUGCUCCGCGCCGGAAUCGAAGACAUCCAGCACGGUCACAAUGAAGUCGUCGACCGUUGCGUCCUCCUCCGACGAGCCGCUCUCGUUGAAGCGCAAACUUCCGCCCACCAGCAGCGAACUGGCUUCGAUCUCUUCCAACUCUGGUGGCCACUUGGUGGACGCUCACCAAAGUCAGCAGCUGAUGGCAGUCGCGGAAAGUGUUCACCCGCUGGAGAAGAAACUAGCGCUCGCCAAGAACGGGCUCACGGUGGCCGCUUCGUCCGCCGCCGUCCCACUUCCGGCGACCGAGAUCAAGCACGAACUGAUGGCCGCCGGAAGUGGAGCUGGCGGUGUGCUAACGCUCGGCGCUUCGGCGACCCCCGCGUUCGCUCACCAGCAACAGCACCAGCAGCAGCAGCAACAACAGCAGCAGCACCAUCACCAUCACAGUUCCUACCAUCCGGUGCCGAUCUUCGCCUGCCAUACGCAGGGUUUCUACGUGCCGCUGAACGUGGACUACGAAACGCUGCUGCCAUACCUGAACGGGAUCGAUCUGCUGAGCAAGGGCUUCCUGCAGCUGCCGCCGCUGCAUCCGAUCAGCAUCAGCGUCAACUACAGCCCGGCGACCAUCGGUGUCGGCAACCCGGCGAGCGGCGCCAGCCUGCUAAUGAAAGCCACCGUCAACGGGCUCCAUCCGCAAACGAAGACGAAGCUGGUCGAAGGAAUCAUCAGUGGCUGCUAGACGGGUGGGAGAGGGCAGGAUGACCAUUUCCUAAACGUUCCCCUCGCCACCCCCUCGGUCUGCGAGGUGCAUGGGCUGCAUAUUCCAAACCAUACACAAAGUCAAACAGAACGCCCACGUAUAGUGCAUUUUUUUUAAAUUAAUUGUUCGCCGGUAUGUUCGUGUGUCUCCUGAGUCGGUGUCGAUCGUGUGUGUGUGUGUAUGUAUCCUUGGUGUAUCAUGUCGUUGUUAUACUGGAAUAUACUAACAUCAGAUCGGUCUAGUGUAGCAGCAAGUAACCACACCAAUAGAGCUGAGAGCGUGGCGUCACCUUACUUGCUGGAUAUUUCGGCAGGUGUCCCUGGAGAGGACUGAAAACGGAAGAGAACAAUAUCGUAAUCAUACACAUUAUGUAUAUUUAAAUUGAACUCAGGUAAACCCCUUCCCGUAGGUGGUGUACGUACAAGUUACAAGCCGUUAGUGUUUGAAGUAGGGAAAAGCAUAAGAAAUGUGUAUCCCAUGUCAGCCAACUGUACCGCGAACGGAUGGCCAUGUUUUCCAGCGAACAGAAGGGAUGGAUUCGAACGAAAAGGAAGCUUCACUAAACUCCACAAGAACUGUUCUACAUGUGUUUACAUCGGUAGGGUAGAGUAGAUGAAAACACGCCAUCCUUAGAAGAACCCAAUCGUUGUGUAUUGCAAGGGACAAAAUCGAGCCACCGUUGGGAGGUUUCGGGCGCGUUCCAGUAGUCUUACCAUGUCCCCUUUACUAAGCCUGGGACUCCGUUGAAGGAGGGUAACAAAUGUUUAGCAAUUUUUUUUUUCGUUUGUUUCUCUUUUAUUUUGGGUACCGUCAAGAGCACACACACGUUUAAUUUCUAUUUCGUUUUCGUCAUACUUUCUUAAUCAAGGACAAAUAAUCUGUGAUACUGUGCAACAUAGUAGGAAAACGUAAAGUAAAACUCACAGGAGGAUGACGCGCGGGUGGGCGGGCGGGCGGGCAGGCUGGAUAGUGCCAGGAAAAACGGCAAGAAAACCGAUCGAUCAGGCAUCCGAUGGAAGGGACUGUACAUAAUAGAGAUGAACCAAACAGGCAAGGAGCAAAAUAUCGCCGGUUGCGAUGCAUUUGUUGCGUCACCUUACUGAAAAGACCACGGGAAAACAAGUGAUAGAACGCGAACGCGGGGAAUAAGUGAACAAGGAACCACAAGAAAAUUACAAAACACAGGGUACUACGAAGGGUGGGUGUCGAGGGCUGCGAAGAACGGAAAAUGUGAGGAAAAGCGAACCGAACAGUAGAUACAUUGAUUACUUUUUCCGCCCGUUUCUGCCAUAAUAGCGCUUCGGAAGCGACUUGUACCUUUUUGAUCGAUUGCGUGAACUAAUCGUUGGUGAUGACGAAGACGUGCGUAAUAAAUGCAAACCCCUCUUUUGUAUAACAACAGACAAUUAGUCCUGAGGUGACUUUUUUACUUUUUAGUCUUUUUUAUACAUUAAAUAUACUGAACCACACAAGUAUCUGAUAAAUCAACAUGCAGAAUGCAAAUAUUGAAAUAAAAGAGGAACCGCGGAAGAAAACUGUUGCAUAGGUUAGCAAAUACAAAGCCGCUUAAAACAGAGGAGAGAUAAAAGCAUAUAUCCAUAUACAUCUAUCUUAAAAAGAAUUGUGAAAAAAAUGUA